AAUUGUUCUUUUUUUUUUCUCGAGAUUUUAUAAAACAUCCGGGGCACCUAGAUCUUUGUACAUAGGCAGGCCAUCACCAUCGAAUUUGCGACUCCCAACUUUUAGCCGAUACAAAGAAAAUGGAUGGCGUUGUAAAUACUUCCAUCUCCGUAGAGCUCCAAAACCCUAACAAUGGAGGAGGAGAAGAUAAACCCAAAAUAGUGGUGAUAAUGGGGCCAACUGGGUCCGGAAAAUCAAAAUUAGCAAUCGAUUUAGCAGCUCAUUUCCCAAUUGAGAUAAUCAACGCUGAUUCAAUGCAAGUCUACCAUAGCUUGGAUGUUAUCACUAACAAAGUCACUCUCCCUGAGCAAAAAGGAGUGCCGCACCAUCUUCUGGGAACAAUCAGCCCUAAUGUGGAAUUCACUUCUAAAGAUUUCCGAGAUGCUGCUAUACCUCUCAUCAAGGAUAUAAUGUUUCGAAAUCAUUUGCCCGUUAUAGUUGGCGGUACUAAUUUCUACAUUCAGGCUCUUGUCAGCCCUUUCCUGCUUGAUGAUUCGGUGGAAGUGAUGUAUGAUUUUUGUUUAAGAGAGAAUUCAGGUUAUGAACAUGAUCUAAGUCCGUCUAUUGUAAAUGUUGACAAUCUACAAGAGCGUGAAACUUUAGAGGAAGACAGUUGUGAUUAUAACUAUGACCGUCUUAGAAACCUGGAUCCUGUGGCGGCGAACAGAAUACAUCCAAAUGACCAUAGAAAAAUUAAGCAAUAUCUAGAGUUGUUCACUCAUUCUGGAAUCCUCCCCAGCCACCUCUUUCAGGGAGAAAAGACAGAGAAAUGGGGCCGUCUUGGUUGUAAUUCGCGAUACAACUGCUGUUUUGUUUGUGUUGAUGCAUCUCUCCCUGUACUAGACCAAUUUGUGGAGCAGAGAGUUGAUUUGAUGAUUGAGGCCGGUUUGCUUAAUGAAGUCUAUGACAUUUACAACCUGAAUGCAGAUUAUACACGGGGUAUGCGGCAGGCUAUUGGAGUGAGAGAAUUUGAGGAUUUUCUUUGUGCUAAUAACUCUGAAGUUCAGAAAGACAAGAAUAAUUCUUCCCAGGAAUCAGAUUCAGUGAAGAAUGCUGAUACAUCUCUUGGACAAAAUUGGAAGGAACUUUUAAGUUCCUCUUCUGAUACCCCAGAUAGACUCCUGCUGGAAGAAGCCAUUUCCAAACUUAAAGUGAACACCCGAAGACUUGUACGCAAACAAAAGAGAAGGAUUAAUCGAUUGCAGACAGUAUUUGGAUGGAACAUACAUUUUGUAGAUUCUACUCAAUCUUUACAUGGGCGUUCAGAGGAUACAUGGAUAGCUCAAGUGGUUGAACCAGCUGCAAAAGUAAUAAGCGCCUUCCUCAAAUCUGAUGGAAUCUCAGUUUCAGAUGAUGCUGACCACGUAGUCCAAAAACUCAAUGAGAGAGAUAUAUGGACUCAGUACACAUGCAAGGCAUGUGGCAAGGUUCUCCGCGGUGCACAUGAGUGGGAACAACACAACCAAGGGCGUGGACAUAGGAAACGGAUGGCAAACCUAAAGAAGCGUCAAGGUUCUUUCUUUACCAACUCUAAACAGCUUUCGGGGCGUGACCACGUAAGUUGAGGUGCAUCAGAAGUGUAACGACUCAAAAUCUCAUUUUACAUACUAAAUUAAACAAAAAAGGUAAGUGAGAGAGUAUAUACUAUUGCAUGACUAUGUUACUUUUAAAGGCUCUUUUGCUCCUCAUUACUCAAGACACCUUUUCGACUUUCGAGUCGGUCUUCUAGAUGGAGGGAGUACUAUAAUUAUAAAUUAUUUGUGUAGAAGCUGUUCGGUCUAUGGUGUGUUCCAUAUGCAUUAAUCAUGCUUAAUCUUUAAUAAGGCUGUUUUACAUUGAGUUACUUGAAAUUGCAUUAAUUUGGGGUAACUUAUAUGUUGCACAACGAUAUAUACCUAUA
Messenger RNA from Spinacia oleracea (spinach), 1939 nucleotides. Its product is annotated as tRNA dimethylallyltransferase 2. Gene Ontology annotation, molecular function: tRNA dimethylallyltransferase activity. The transcript has 10 exons. The coding region runs from base 120 to 1604 and encodes 494 amino acids. NCBI's taxonomy places the organism in Eukaryota, Viridiplantae, Streptophyta, Magnoliopsida, Caryophyllales, Amaranthaceae. Gene Ontology annotation, cellular component: mitochondrion. Gene Ontology annotation, biological process: tRNA modification. The record is from RefSeq and is a predicted model, not a curated record.